Molecule: messenger RNA, 769 nt
Organism: Aspergillus caelatus
Lineage: Eukaryota; Fungi; Ascomycota; Eurotiomycetes; Eurotiales; Aspergillaceae
Exons: 4
Coding region: 1-672 (223 amino acids)
Source: RefSeq, a predicted model, not a curated record
AUGUUUGCCUUUAGGACUUUCGCCCGUAAUACUCCUAGUCUGUCAAGAUGGUCACAGGUCCGGAGUGUCUCGACAUUAGAAGGUCAUCCCCACAUUUAUGUUUUCCCAUCUAAUGGAAGCCACAUCUUGUCAUUGUUGCCGUCAGAGCCUCCAAACUCUAGAUUGUCCAUUGGCGUCACCUCUAAACUGCCCCCUACGACGGACUCCUUUAGGGAGAACCCAGAAUUCCUGAAGAUCCUACAGGAUGUGGUUUCCGAGUAUGGCCACCAGGACCCGGACGCUGUCUCCCAAGCCCAGGUGAUGGUGUCUACAUCCGGCGCUAACCUGGGCUCUGGUGGUGUCCUGUUGACGGGUGGACGUGCCAGAAGACGGCAUAGUGCAGCAGAUUCCAGCGGUGGAGCGAGCGGCCAAGGUGGUGCUGGAUCUGCCGGGCGAGGAGGCUGGAUACACAUUUCGGACAACCGGCGGCCACCUGAGUAUGGCCGGAUCGCAUGGCCCGAAGAUAUCUUUGGAAGUCUUGAGGUCGAUGGUGACGGUAGUUUCGUGGGAAGCAACGGAAAUUAUCAGCCAAGUGGUACUUAUCGGAUCGUGACUCGAGACGGAAUUUUGGGGUUGAGUCCAUUCCUUAGAGAAAAGUUGGUACAGAGGCUGCGUCAACAGGGGAGUCAAUAACGGACGCAUUGAGAUACCAUGUACAUUAUUCGACUGUAUUUUAUUGAACUUGAUGAUAACUAUAGCUAAACUGCAGGCCAGUUUGGUUCGAAUCGCA